AUACGUCUCUAUUUCCCACUUUCACAGGCUGACAGCAUUCUUGAAAAAUCUUGAAAUUUUGAAGUUUUAAUCGUUUAAUAGUUAGAAAAUCAUGGGCAGUUUGGAAGUAGAAAGAAAGACAGUGGGCUGGGCUGCAAGAGACCCUUCAGGUGUUCUCGCGCCCUAUACAUACACUCUCAGAAAUACAGGGCCUGGAGAUGUUUAUUUGAAGGUAAUGUGCUGUGGGAUUUGCCACACUGAUAUUCACCAGACUAAGAAUGACCUCGGCAUGUCCAAUUACCCUAUGGUUCCUGGGCAUGAAGUGAUUGGUGAGGUGGUUGAGGUAGGGUCCAAUGUGACCAAAUUCAGGGCUGGUGAUGUGGUUGGAGUUGGCUGCAUCGUCGGGUGUUGUGGCAGCUGUCGCCCAUGCAAGGCAGACAUUGAGCAAUACUGCAACAAGAGGAUUUGGACCUACAACGAUGUUUACAUCGACGGCAAGCCAACUCAAGGGGGUUUUGCUAGUGCUAUGGUUGUUGAUCAGAAGUUUGUGGUGAAAAUCCCUGAUGGAAUGGCACCGGAGCAGGCUGCACCACUGCUAUGUGCAGGAGUGACUGUGUACAGUCCCCUCAACCAUUUUGGGCUAAAACAGAGCGGCCUAAGAGGCGGUAUCUUGGGGCUUGGAGGGGUCGGACAUAUGGGAGUUAUUAUUGCCAAGGCCAUGGGCCACCAUGUCACGGUUAUCAGCUCUUCUGAAAGAAAGAGGGAAGAGGCGUUGGAUCACCUAGGUGCUGACGACUACUUGGUGAGCUCGGAUGCUGCUCGGAUGCAAGAAGCUGCUGACUCACUAGACUACAUAAUCGACACAAUCCCUGUGAGCCACCCAUUGGAGCCUUACCUCUCUCUACUGAAAAUUGACGGCAAGCUGAUCUUGAUGGGAGUUAUCAAUACCCCUUUACAGUUUGUCAGUCCAAUGAUCAUGCUUGGGAGGAAGAGUAUCGUGGGAAGCUUCGUUGGUAGCAUGAAGGAGCUGGAGGAAUUGCUGGAGUUCUGCAAGGAUAAGAAACUUUCUUCCACAAUUGAAACGGUGAAGAUGGAUUACAUCAACACUGCCUUUGAGAGGCUUGAAAAGAAGGAUGUUCGAUACAGAUUUGUAGUUGACGUUGCAGGAAGCACACUUGAGCAGUGAAACAUAUAUGGCUUUGAGUUCAUUUGUUGAUAAGGUUGUUGUUUUCUGUCAUACUAUUUGGGAUUUAUUACAGUUUCAUAUUUUGUGUCUAAGAUAAGAAUUGGUGAGAUUGUUGAAGGUGGCAAUUGGCAAACAAUUUAUAUAUAUACUAGUAUAUUGAUAUUUGAGAAUA
Molecule: messenger RNA, 1337 nt
Organism: Salvia hispanica
Lineage: Eukaryota; Viridiplantae; Streptophyta; Magnoliopsida; Lamiales; Lamiaceae
Product: cinnamyl alcohol dehydrogenase 1-like
Molecular function (GO): zinc ion binding; oxidoreductase activity, acting on the CH-OH group of donors, NAD or NADP as acceptor
Source: RefSeq, a predicted model, not a curated record